AUGGCGAUCUGCUUCAAGCGAGCUGUUGCCUGGCUUCGUGUUAUCACCAAUUCACCAUGGAUGGUUCUCUCCGUGUCGCGCCAUUACGCCCAUGGCCGCUUCUACUGGAUUUCAGGUUCAAGUGAAAAAUUGCUUGUGCUUGACAUUCAGAGGAUGGAGUUCUCCAUGGCUGACCACCCACCAGCUUUCAGUGGUGGUGUGGCCAUCGUGGAGGCAGGCCAAGGCAUGAUUCGGAUGUUUGUGCGUAAACCCAACGCACCUCUGUUUGUGCCUACAACCCACACAGAAGCCCUUCGUUAUAUGGUUUGGCGAAACAAUGGUGGGAUUUCCACCCGGUGGCAGAGGGAGAAGAAGACAGUCUCACUGGAUUCUGGGUCCGUGCUCACGGGCGCAGUGGGGAGGCACUUGCUGCUGUAUCAGUGUGGAAGAUCGUCAGUCCAGACAGGUGGUUUCACGCUCGAUGUCGACACAUCCCAGGUUGAGAGGGCACACACCAUGCCGUUGAUGUCCAGGGAGCGGGGCGCUGUGCUGGUGCCUCAAGUGGAAGAAGCUGACCCUGGAGGCGUGCAAGGACCUGCCCUUGCAGCGGCCGCUCGAGCUCCAAACCCCUUGCUCGUCGUCAACAGUGAUGCCGAGGUGGGUCGUGGCGGGCAGAGGAGGCGGCGGCGCUGGGGCUGGACCUGCGGGGGGUGCAGGGGCUGGUAG
Messenger RNA from Triticum aestivum (bread wheat), 705 nucleotides. RefSeq lists its product as uncharacterized. The coding region runs from base 1 to 705 and encodes 234 amino acids. The record is from RefSeq and is a predicted model, not a curated record. The transcript has 2 exons. NCBI's taxonomy places the organism in Eukaryota, Viridiplantae, Streptophyta, Magnoliopsida, Poales, Poaceae.